Messenger RNA from Talaromyces proteolyticus, 2322 nucleotides. Its product is annotated as chitin synthase D. Lineage: Eukaryota; Fungi; Ascomycota; Eurotiomycetes; Eurotiales; Trichocomaceae. Gene Ontology annotation, molecular function: chitin synthase activity. The transcript has 5 exons. The record is from RefSeq and is a predicted model, not a curated record. Gene Ontology annotation, cellular component: cell periphery; cell septum. Bases 1 to 2322 code for a protein of 773 amino acids.
AUGGACGACAGUGAAGACGGUGUGGUAGCCAUGGCGCCAGGUUGGUCCGUAGCAGAUAUUGUUUAUGUUAGCUUGCUAGCACCGCUUAUAUUGGCGGCUUUUCUUGAAUGGUUUCUGUGGCUCGGCGCGUUUCUUUUUGGUCUCUGCAAGGUAUAUGCGAAAGCCGAACAUUGGAGCUCGCGCGUGAUUGCAGUUGUGAUGAUGAUUUUAUUCACUCUUCUUCGGGGGGUUUUCCUGCCUGUUAUGUUAUUCACGCUGCCCUUGCCUUCCAUCAUCACUCAGUAUUUUCCUUCGAAGUUGGUAAAGGAUUUGCAAUGGUUCGCUUUCUACACUUUCGCGGUUCUUCUAUUGCUUCCGCUCGUGACAAAUGAAGUCGGACGUUCGAAACGAAUUAAAACUGCUUUGAAUGCUGCUACUGCCCCAAAGGUCGUGGUGGUGAUGCCGGUAUAUAACGAGGAGCCUGAAGUGUUGAUCAAAGCCAUCGAUUCCGUGGUAAGAAGCGAUUAUCCUCCAUCAUGCAUCCAUGUCUUUGUAUCAUUCGAUGGAGAACCCGCUGGCCAUCUAUGGGACCCAAUAGCAGAACGACUUGGCAUCCCUAUUGGUGCAAGGAAAAAAGCUCAAAGCAUCGAUGUGCUCUACGAAGGUGUCCGAAUUACGGUCAGUAGAUUUUCUCAUGGCGGAAAGCGGAAUUGCCAGAAAAAGACUUUCAAGCUCAUCGACAAGAUAUACACCGAUUACGUGUCGCAACAUGAUGAUUUGUUUAUUUUGUUCAUUGACUCAGACUGCAUUCUCGACGAAGCCUGUAUUCAAAAUUUCAUGUAUGACAUGGAGCUGAAGCCAGGAAGUCAACACGAUAUGCUCGCGAUGACGGGAAUCAUCACAUCGACCACAAGAACAAAUUCUUUGAUCACAUUAUUGCAAGACAUGGAGUAUAUUCAUGGUCAGCUAUUCGAACGCUCGGUCGAGUCAUGCUGUGGUGCGGUGACAUGUCUCCCUGGUGCCCUUACUAUGUUGCGAUUCUCCGCAUUCCGAAAAAUGGCCAAGUACUACUUUGAGGAUCAAAUUGACAAGAUCGAUGACUUUUUCGAUUACCUCAAAUGCCACUUGGGAGAGGACCGUUGGCUUACCCAUUUGUUUAUGGUGGGCACGGUGAGACGAUAUCAGAUUCAGCUCUGUACUGGUGCCUUUUGUAAAACUGAGGCAGCCCAAACGAUGCGCAGUUUGAUCAAGCAGCGUCGUCGCUGGUUCCUGGGCUUCAUUUCGAAUGAAGUUUGCAUGUUAACCGAUGUGCGGAUUUGGAAACGUUAUCCUUUGCUGUGUAUUAUUCGCUUUAUGCAAGAUACGAUACGGACCACAGCUUUACUAUUCUUCAUUAUGGUUUUGUCUGUGUCCACCACUGCAAACAAGAUUUCGAGCUUGCCGGUUGGUUUCAUUGCCGUCUCAUUGGGGUUGAAUUAUGCAUUGAUGCUCUAUUUUGGAUACAUACUCCGGAGGUUCAAAGCGUGGCUUUAUCCAUUGAUGUUUUUGCUCAAUCCUUUCUUUAAUUGGUUGUAUCUUGUAUAUGGCUGUUGUACAGCAGGCAAACGCACUUGGGGAGGACCCAGAACCGACGCCACCAAAGCAGACGAAUAUACUUCGCCUCGAGAAGCCGCAGAGCAAGCAGAAGCACAAGGCGACGACUUGAACGUCGACGUUUCCACGUUCCGCGAGUACGGAAAUGCGGCUGAAAGUGUACCGCUUCAUCCGACGGAGAGCAUUGAAAGCCGCCUGGCUGACAGUUAUCAGAAGCCAUACAAUAACGCCAAUGACUCCGAGAUGGCGCUUAUGCGACACAACCGAGGCGUACUUUCAAUGCCAGGCAUACCUCUACAUCCACGGAACUCAUUCGACUCCACUAUGACGGGUCAAUAUUCAAUCAACCUCCCACGGCGCGUGGAAAGCCUCAUGGAUGAAGUUGAGCAGCGAAAGCUUCACAUACUGCGGGAGUCCAAACCAUCACAAAACGAGGCUCCGAGUCCACCUCCUGUGGAUAGACUUGGCUGGAAUCCGCAGGCAACUCCAAGCCUUACUGGAAUACCAUACAUCGAUGGCGCCAUGGAUGCCAAACUACCUGCAGCAGCCAAUACCGACCCCUUGAAACAACCGUCGCCACUUCACUUAUCCACGAACCAAAAUGACCUUAGGAAUGAACCCACCGAAGAUGGGUCCCAGGGAGAUGCGAGCUCCUCUCUAACCAGUAAUCCCGACAAGGCUGCGGAAAAGCCACGGCGGAAGCUCCGAGGGUUUAUGAGCUUCGGCAGACGACACAGCGGACAGGAGUGA